Messenger RNA from Oncorhynchus keta (chum salmon), 1883 nucleotides. It is a transcript of the gene scpp1, whose product is annotated as secretory calcium-binding phosphoprotein 1. NCBI's taxonomy places the organism in Eukaryota, Metazoa, Chordata, Actinopteri, Salmoniformes, Salmonidae. Bases 439 to 1425 code for a protein of 328 amino acids. The transcript has 9 exons. The record is from RefSeq and is a predicted model, not a curated record.
GUUGGCUCUGUUUGUGGUACAAGGUCCAGGCCGUGAUGAAGAUCCUGUAGUCGAAAAUGAAGAUGAGGCCAUGGAGAUGUAGAAGGCCCUGAAGGUGGAGGAGAUGGUGUGGCCGAUGUGGUCAUGCUCUUGUAAUCACGUGUGGUGUGUGUGUGCGUUCGGUAUCCGGCACCCAUGCACUUUCACAAAACGUGUGGUGAAGCUGAGUUGGCUGGGAGGAAGUGAGGCGAUCAUGUUAAUUGAGGGUUCUGGUUAGUAUAUAGCCCUGUCUGUCUCCUCAACUCACCACAUCCACUUAAUCCCUCUCUUUUGGUCUCAACAUCCAGUGGGAUAGUAGUGCCUGGCGUUCCAAACUACUACCGUACACAGUACACGGACUAUUGGCAGAGUUGGGUUUACAGCUACAAACAUCUGAUUCUGGUGGAACUGGGGAAAAGAAUGAAGAUUACAAUAGUGAUUUUCUGCUUGGUUGGAGCGGUUUAUGCCAACCCAAUUCUGUACAAAGCUAUUUUGGAGCAGAGCAAACUGGAAUCAUCAAACAUGACUCAAACGCAAAGGUUGAGUUCAUCCGCCUCACAAUCUCCGCAUCAAAGUGACACUUCGGAGCUCAAGAGCUCAGAAGAAAGUACCUCAGAGGACCAAAGUUCAGAGUCUGAGUCCGAAUCAUUGGAAUCCAAUUCAGAGUCUUCCGAGAGCCAUUCUUUGGAGAGUGCGAGCCAAUCACUGGAGGACAGGCAGACUGACUCCAAUGCUAUUGGGGAUACAAGAGACAACAGCCAAGGCAGUGAAGAAAACAUUCGAAAGAAUUGGAUCCGAGUGUUUGCCGUCCGAGUCUUGAGUGCAGAGGACAACAGCAGCUCUGAGGUCAAAGGGCAGCUGGACCUACCCACUAAUCAAGGAGCAGUGAAACAGAGCACACUCUCUCCCACCACUUUGACAACCAACCACAGCCAGCCUGGCGAUACAGUUCAGAGCAAUGCAGCCUUGGCAUUGGUAGAGAGCUUCCUCAAAGCCUCUGAUUCUCUCAGUGAGACCAGUGUCAGCAUUGAUACCAGUGACGUCAGUGCUGUCACUGGUAAUGUCAGUACUGUUACCAGUGACGUCAGUACUGUUAACUUUGACAUAAGAGACACAAGUAACAUCAAGGAUACCAGUGAUAGUAGCGAAAGCAGUGAAAGUAGCGAGAGCAGUGACACUAGUGAGACCAGUGAUAGCAGCAAUACCAGUGACAGUAAAGAGAGUGAUACCAGUGAGAGUGAGGAGAGACACCAGAGCCAAGCUACAGACUGCCAGCAGGGUGUCCACAGCACUGCCUGUGACAGUGAGGAGUAUUUCAUCCAAGAUAUAGGUGACGAUGGUCAUUAUCCAAUGGAUGAUUUGCUCAUGCCUGAAGAGGAGCAUAGAGAGUUGAGUUUACGGAGAUAAUGCUAACAUCCCCCAUUUGACUGUAUCAGGUUGGAUGCAUUUCAAAUGAAGCAAGGGGAGGGAGUACAGUGUAGAUCAAGUAUGACAUUGACUUCUAUGAUUUGUUUUGAUGUUGGCAUGAAAUAAAAAUGAAAAUAAACUGUUCAGCCUACUGCUUAGAAAAAUAGGUUUAAGUGUUGUAGUAGAUGGUUUGAAAUCAUGGUUGCAAAUAUUCUUCCUAUAUUUUCACUCAUUUUCACGAAGAGUUUAAUUCCAAAAUGCUAUAUAUCCAUUUUCAGAAAUGUUGGUAAAUUAUAUUUUAUUGUUUAUAGAAAUUAUGAUAGAGAUGGAUGUGUUUUUUCACUAUCUAAUUAUGGCAUGGGAUUGUUUGACUCUGAUCUGGAUUACUGACCUCUGCCUGCCCUUGACCUGUUGUUUUGCCUGCCCCCUGUUCUAGUAAUAAACUUUUGUUACUUCGA